AUGAAGGUCACUUUCAGAGUAGGUUUUGGAUUCCCCGCCACCUCUCCAGCUUACUUGAGGCAUCCGCCUUGGGCACAGUGGUCUGAGCUGCGUAGCCACAAGGCCUGGAUAUCGACGCCGGGCUUCGGCGAUCUGAAACAACAGAAGUUCGUCCUCGAGGUCGAACCUACCGACCUGAUCUCCGCUGUCAAAGAGAAAAUCUCUGGAGAGAAGGGAUGGGAUCCCAAGCAUCAAAAGCUCAUCUAUUCCGGCAAAAUCUUGAAGGAUGAUGAGACUGUCGCUUCCUACAAUAUUGAGGAGAAGGGCUUUGUUGUCUGCAUGGUGAACAAGCCCAAAGAGAAGCCCGCACCUGCCGCUGAGUCUUCAACUGCUGCUCCUCCGGCCACUCCCGCCCAGCCUGUUACCAAUACUCCGGCUGCUCCAGCUGCUCCCGCCCAGUCUUCCACUACUCAGUCUGCAGCUCCGGCUACCCCGACUCCGCAACGUUCUGGCGAAGCUGGUGGCGAGACUGGGUCAGGCUUGGCUAUGGGUGCUGAGCGUGCUGAGGCGAUCGCAAACAUGGAGGCUAUGGGAUUCGAGAGGAGUCAGAUCGAGGCUGCCAUGCGCGCGGCCUUCAACAACCCUGACCGAGCCGUUGAAUAUCUCUUGAAUGGUAUUCCCGAGAACAUCCAACAGGAACAACAGGCUAGACAAGCCGCCGCAGCGGCCCCAACACAGUCUGCCCCAGCUGCUCAAGAGGGGGGCGAUGAUGAUGGAGGCGUCAAUCUUUUCGACCUUGCUGCGCAGGCUGGCGGUGGUGGUCGUGGAGGGAGCGGCGGCGGUAACGCUGCAGCCGCAGCAGCUCAGGGUGGUGCUGAUUUGGGCAAUCUGGACUUCCUCAGACAUAACCCUCAGUUUCAGCAGCUGCGUCAGGUCGUCCAACAGCAACCACAAAUGCUCGAGCCUAUUUUGCAACAACUCGGCGCUGGUAACCCACAGCUUGCGCAGUUAAUUGCCGCCAACCCCGACCAGUUCCUUCACCUUCUCGGUGAAAGUGCCGACGAUGACGUUCCCCUGCCUCCUGGCGCCCAGGCUAUCUCGGUGACGGAGGAAGAGCGCGAUGCUAUUGAGCGGCUAUGUCGCCUUGGCUUCGACCGUGACCAGGCCAUUCAAGCCUACUUUGCCUGUGACAAAAACGAAGAACUCGCCGCCAACUUCCUAUUCGACCAACCUGACGACGAUGAACCCCCUACGAACUAA
Messenger RNA from Pochonia chlamydosporia 170, 1239 nucleotides. Its product is annotated as UV excision repair protein (RadW). Gene Ontology annotation, biological process: nucleotide-excision repair; proteasome-mediated ubiquitin-dependent protein catabolic process. The transcript is spliced from 7 exons. Gene Ontology annotation, molecular function: polyubiquitin modification-dependent protein binding; proteasome binding; ubiquitin binding. The record is from RefSeq and is a predicted model, not a curated record. Gene Ontology annotation, cellular component: cytosol; nucleoplasm. The coding region runs from base 1 to 1239 and encodes 412 amino acids. Lineage: Eukaryota; Fungi; Ascomycota; Sordariomycetes; Hypocreales; Clavicipitaceae.